Cuscuta campestris is the source of this 841-nucleotide messenger RNA. NCBI's taxonomy places the organism in Eukaryota, Viridiplantae, Streptophyta, Magnoliopsida, Solanales, Convolvulaceae. The record is from the annotation of a GenBank genome assembly.
GUAGAAAAUUUUACUCCGUAACCCGUAAUUUGUAAUCAAAUUAAGGAGGGAAGGAGUAGUUUUUACUGUGAAAUGAGCCCGUUAGACCGAAAACGAGUUUAAAAGACUGAAAUGGCCAAGGCAACAAUAUUGAAACCCCAGAUCAUCUGGAACCAUCUAGAUCCCCAUCCAUGGCUGCGGCGGCGGCCGACCAUCAUCGCCUACGCGAGAAAUACGGUAACUAGCAGAACAAUUGUUCCUCAUCGUCGUCCUUCCUUAAUACCUCUCCGCCUUUGCCUUCCUCUCCUUCUCAGAUUUCGCGAACUUCCUCUGUCAUCUCCCAUGUCCACCGACGCCGCCGCCUCCGCCUCUCCUCCCUCCUCCGAUAUCACAACUAUUAGAGCUGUGAUAAAGGGGAGGGUGCAGGGUGUGUUCUACAGAGACUGGACAGUGGAGAAUGCAAAGGAGUUGGGGCUGAAAGGGUGGGUCAGGAACCGGAGGGAUGGAAUGGUCGAAGCCCUGUUUUCAGGGAGCCGCGAGAAGGUUCUGGAAAUGAAAGAGCGGUGCAGGCGGGGACCACCGGACGCGGCGGUCACCGGGAUCGACGUUCUCUCCCCCCGCAGUGAUGAUCCCGCCGGGGUUGGUGAGUUUGAGCGCCGGCCAACCGUUUGAUGACUGGAUGGUUUUUUUUUUUUAUGCAGGCAAUUUUGAUCAUACCAGUGUAACGCAAUCCAACAAAUCAUAAUAAUGUUUGGAUGAAUUCCUCAAUCCUGCUGAGAGCAAGAUUGAUUUGUUUUGUACUGGGUAGAUAUGAAUUAUAUCUGCAGCAUGUAUUGUUUCUUAAUAAUCUGCAUUUAUCUGA